UGUACACCAAGAGCCGCUAGUCCUCUCCCGUCCAUCGACGUGGCCGCACCUCGGUGUCCCCUGUGUGCCCGCCACGGUCGUGUCUCACCUUAAAAAAAAAACAAAAACAAUUAGUUUAGGGGAAGGUUGAACUGUUGAUACAGGGCUAGUCGCUCAAGCCCCCAUCGGGUCGCGGUUAUUCGGCGGAUCGGCUGACGCUCGGGGCAUCGUCAGUGAAGUUUGACCCACGUGACAUCGGAAAAUAAUUGAGUUUUUUCGAACGAGAUUUGCAGGAGAGUGGUGGAACUGUAGCGAGAGUGCUGUCAACCGGGGUUAUGUGAUUUGUGAUUAUUUGUUAAGAGACUGUUAUCGUUGGUUUUUCGUUGUAUUGCACACGACUAGGGAGUUUCGCGGAUUUUAAGAUGAAUCAACAGUGCAAGGUCUGCGGUGAGCCCGCUGCUGGUUUCCACUUUGGGGCGUUUACCUGCGAGGGAUGCAAGUCUUUCUUCGGUAGGACCUACAACAACCUCGGCAGCAUAUCAGAAUGCAAGAACGGAGGGGUCUGCGUCAUCAACAAGAAGAAUCGAACGGCCUGCAAGGCCUGCAGAUUACGCAAAUGCCUGAUGGUGGGCAUGUCCAAGUCGGGCUCGCGCUACGGCAGACGAUCGAACUGGUUCAAAAUCCACUGUCUGCUCCAAGAGCAGACCAACGGCAAUCAGGGUGGCAGCCCCUCCGGCUUCGGCGCCGGUUUUCUCCCCGGUUUUCUUCCCCCCUCUCACUCAUCGCCAAGUGUCUUCAAAGACAAGGAUCGUGCAUCGCCCAGCCAAGAAGACCUAGCCCUUCAAUCCCACCUGCUGCACGUAGCAAUGCUGAAACAGGAGCGUGAACGAGGCAAUAAGUCACCACAUCCAGACGAUGUAGCAUUGCAAAAUCAACUGAGGUUACUGGCUUGGCAGAAGGAGCGAGAGCGCGAGCGAUCCGGUCACCAGCAACAACAUCAACCUGGCACCCCACCGAGAGACAGCACACCACCGCCAUUCAGCUACAAGCACCCAACGACCUCACCCAUGUUUCCCGUGAACUUUGCACCCGAGAAAAUGAUUACUCUACCGUCAAGUCCACCAGAGGUCUUUCGGCCGUUCCUUCCGGUGUACAAUGGAAGAACAGCGGACACACCCAGUGACUCUGGUGCAUCGUCAGCUGACGGCAAUGAUCACGACGAGUCGCGGAGCAAUUCAGCACUGAGUUUCUUCAAAGUAGCAUCACCGACGCUGUCAGAACGCGAGUUUCCACCGAGGAAGAUCAAUGCCACUGUCACCCUGACGACUGGUUAUCAUCCUCAUCAUGGCCUUGGGCUGGUGUAUCCACCGCCUGGUCUCGUCACACCAGCGGCGUCGCAGCACUCACCUCGCGGUGGUGAUCUCCUUCUCGUCAGCCCAAGUCCUGGUGGCCUAGCUGUCGAACAGGACGAACCCAUCGACCUCAGCAUCAGAUCUACGAGGAGUUCACCGAGACCCAGCGGGAGUCCAGUUCAGAAUACCGAAACCAGACCUGAGAGCAGGGGCAAUGUCACUGAAGAGACAACAGCCAAAAGCAAACCUCUUGAUCUCACGUGUGGUGUCAAGAGGCCAGCUGAACUACCACUUUCGCUGUGAAUAUAGAGAUAUUUUUAUACAUCUAUUAACAGUUUUGUGAGAUGGCUGAAGAGUGAGGCUGGACCCGGGGUUCAAGCUUACGAAAAUUGUGUUCAAUUUGUACAUAAUCUAUUAUUCAAAUCGCGAAGACAAUUAAUUUAUUAUUGAGUAGUUAGAUGAAAGAGUUUUAUUUUGUAUGUUUUAUUAUUAUAUUUCCCCCUUUCCCUCUUUUUAUCUUUAUUGAUUGUACUUUAGGUCUAUAGUUGUUUCACAAGAUAUGACGACGUAUGCCCGAUUUAUGAAAUAUUAAGAAAGGCCAGAUGUUAAAGUGCCUUAAUAUAUAUUUAUAUAAAUAAAAUUUCGGUGACGAUCAAGUAGAACGAUUGGUGAGGACUUCUGAUUGGAAGUUUGGACAGUCUUGGAUCGUUUUACCGGAUCUUCGCUGAUCUGUACACAUUAGAAAAUCAAGACUUAGGUUUAAGGAAACCCCAGCCAGUAACAUUGGGCACUAAAUAAUUCAUCUCCGUAAAAAAAACAACCCAUCAACGAAUAUAUGUCUAGAGUAUAAACAAGAGUUAUCAAUCUGUAAAUAGGGGAAUCCCGGAAAUUAGAUGAUCUGAAGAGGAUGGGAAAUUUUUAUAUUCUUGUACAUAAUAGUAUGUAAGAGGUGAUGAUGAGGCCAGUAAGCGACGAAAUAAAAAAAGUUAAAAUACACUUUUUUUCCUCGA
Diachasma alloeum is the source of this 2341-nucleotide messenger RNA. RefSeq names its product zygotic gap protein knirps. Bases 402 to 1634 code for a protein of 410 amino acids. The record is from RefSeq and is a predicted model, not a curated record. The transcript is spliced from 3 exons. Gene Ontology annotation, biological process: regulation of DNA-templated transcription. Gene Ontology annotation, molecular function: zinc ion binding; DNA-binding transcription factor activity; sequence-specific DNA binding. NCBI's taxonomy places the organism in Eukaryota, Metazoa, Arthropoda, Insecta, Hymenoptera, Braconidae.